This is a messenger RNA of Metschnikowia bicuspidata var. bicuspidata NRRL YB-4993, 6687 nucleotides long. RefSeq names its product DNA polymerase epsilon catalytic subunit (gene POL2). Gene Ontology annotation, biological process: base-excision repair, gap-filling; nucleotide-excision repair, DNA gap filling; mitotic cell cycle. NCBI's taxonomy places the organism in Eukaryota, Fungi, Ascomycota, Pichiomycetes, Serinales, Metschnikowiaceae. Gene Ontology annotation, molecular function: DNA binding; nucleotide binding; DNA-directed DNA polymerase activity. The transcript has a single exon. Gene Ontology annotation, cellular component: epsilon DNA polymerase complex; nucleus. The record is from RefSeq and is a predicted model, not a curated record. Bases 1 to 6687 code for a protein of 2228 amino acids.
AUGUCGGCCAACUCUAACUCGCGUUACAAAGGCUCGACGCUGGCCCGGUUCGUCAAGAACACCAGCAGAAAACCGGGCAAGGUCACCACGCGAUUCAGCGUGCGCAACAGACCAGAGCCGGCGGCCGCGGCCAACCCCAUGCUCAAUGACUCCAUCACGCGCAGAGACAUGGUGGAGAAAAUCGAUGCCUUGGACUCCAUGAUGGGCUUUGACCGUUUUGACCACGGCGGCAUGGACGGCGCCCGUCCACGCAAGGGCUGGUUGGUCAAUAUGCACGCCACCACGGUGCCCUCGGAGGAGUAUCUAGCCGGGUAUUCGGGCGUGGACUUCUACUUCUUGGACGCCGAGGGCGGCCUGUUCAAAGCCACGAUUCAGCACGACCCCUACUUUUUCUUGAUGGUGGUGCCGGGCCGCGAGGCCGAGGUCGAGGAGGCGUUGAAAAAGUUGCUCGAGGAGCACAAGUUGAAGGCCGUGGCGCGCGAGUUGAAAGACGACUUGGCCAUGCCCAACCACUUGGUGGGGUUGCGCCGCACGCUUCUCCGCCUACUGUUCCACAACGUGUCCGACUUGCUAGGGGCGCGGCGGAUGCUCACGCCCAUAAUCAAGGAGAACCAGGCGAAACGAGACACCCGGGACGUGUUCCAGGCGUUUGAUUUCACGAAUGCCGACAACGAGGACCUUGCGCUGGGCGAGCAUGCCGGCGCCUGGUCCCACAGGACACGUGCCAGCGACGCCGUGUCGGACCCGACCACCUUCAUUGACGACUUGCGCGAGUACGACGUGCCCUUCCAUGUGCGUGUGUCCAUCGACAAGAACAUCCGGGUCGGCAAGUGGUACGACGUGUAUGCGAUGCACGGCGCGGUCAGUCUCGAGGAGGACACCGCGAAAAUCGCGUUUGCCGACCCCGUGGUGUUGGCGUUUGACAUCGAGACGACCAAGGCGCCGCUCAAGUUUCCUGAUGCGAAGACAGACCAGAUCAUGAUGAUCUCGUACAUGAUCGACGGCGAGGGCUUUCUCAUCACCAACCGCGAAAUCAUUUCCGAGGACAUCGACGACUUCGAGUACACGCCGAAACCGGAGUACCCGGGCGAGUUCACCGUGUUCAACGAGCCGGACGAGAAGCACGUGUUGCAGAAGUUCUACGAGCACAUCCGCGACGUGCGUCCCACGGUCAUUGCCACGUUCAACGGAGACUUCUUCGACUGGCCCUUUGUCGAGACCCGGACGAACCUCCACGACAUGGACAUGUUCGACGAGAUCGGCUUCGCCAAGGACAACGAGGGCGAGUAUAAGUCCAAGUACUGCGUGCACAUGGACUGCUUCCGAUGGGUAAAAAGAGACUCGUACUUGCCGCAGGGCUCGCAGGGCUUGAAGGCCGUGACGACUGCCAAGUUGGGCUACAACCCCAUCGAGCUCGACCCGGAAUUGAUGACCCCAUAUGCCUACGAAAAGCCGCAGGUUCUCUCGGAGUACUCGGUCUCGGACGCCGUGGCUACCUACUACCUAUACUUCAAGUACGUGCACCCGUUCAUUUUCUCGCUCUGCACCAUCAUCCCGUUGAACCCGGACGAAGUUCUCCGUAAAGGUACCGGUACCUUGUGUGAGAUGUUGUUGAUGGUGCAAGCAUAUGAGAAGGAGAUCUUGCUCCCGAACAAAUACACCGAUCCCAUCGAGCGGUUCUACGACGGGCAUCUCUUGGAAUCAGAAACCUACGUGGGUGGCCACGUGGAGUCCUUGGAGUCGGGGGUGUUCCGCAGCGAUAUUCCCAACAACUUCAACAUCCAGCCCGCGGCGAUCGACGAGCUUCUACAAGACCUCAGAAAGUCCAUCGAGUUUUGCAUUGAAGUUGAGAACGGAAAGAAGAUUGCGGACGUGGAGAAUUUCGACGAGGUCUAUGAAGAAAUCAAAGCCAAACUCGAAGACUUGCGCGACAACCCGGUCCGGACUGAAAAUCCUCUUAUCUACCACGUGGACGUUGCGUCCAUGUACCCGAACAUCAUGACCUCUAACAGGCUCCAGCCCGACUCUAUGAAGACCGAAGAAGACUGUGCGGCUUGCGACUUCAACAGGCCGGGCAAGACGUGUGACCGGAGAUUGGAGUGGUCCUGGAGGGGUGAAUUCUCGCCUGCAAAGGCCAUUGACUACAACUUGAUUAAGAGAACAUUGCAGUCCGAGAAGUUCCCGCCGUUAAAAGAUUGGUUGCCCGCUCGGACGUUCGAGGAGCUUUCAUAUCCCGAACAGGCUUUGCUCAUGAAAACCAGACUCGGAGACUACUCCCAGAAAGUGCAUAAAAAGAAGAAGGUGACAGAGACUGUGACAAGGGAAGCCAUCGUUUGUCAAAGAGAAAACCCCUUCUAUGUCAACACCGUGAGAAACUUCAGAGACCGUCGUUACGAGUUCAAGAAUCUUGCCAAAGUGUGGAAGGGAAAGUCUUCCAAAUGUGCAGACACCAUCUCACGAGACGAAGCCAACAAAAUGGUGGUCUUGUACGAUUCGUUGCAACUCGCCCACAAGGUCAUUCUCAACUCCUUCUAUGGCUACGUGAUGAGAAAGGGUUCCCGUUGGUACUCCAUGGAAAUGGCGGGAAUCACCUGUCUCACCGGCUCUAAGAUCAUUCAAAUGGCCAGAGCUCUUGUCGAAAGAAUUGGGCGGCCCUUGGAAUUAGACACUGAUGGUAUUUGGUGUAUUUUACCAAAGUCUUUCCCAGAAAACUUUAAUCUCAAAUGCAAAGACGGAAAGAAGGUCUUUUUGGAGUAUCCUUGCUCGAUGUUGAACUACUUGGUCCAUCAAAAAUUUACAAAUCACCAGUAUCAAGAUCUCGAGGAUCCGGAAAGGUUCAAGUAUAGUACCAAAUCCGAAAAUUCGAUUUUCUUCGAAGUUGAUGGGCCGUACCGUGCCAUGGUGUUGCCUACUUCCAAGGAAGAAGGAAAAGGAUUGAAGAAGAGAUACGCAGUUUUCAACCACGAUGGAUCAUUGGCUGAAUUGAAGGGUUUCGAGUUGAAGAGAAGAGGAGAAUUGAACCUUAUUAAAAACUUUCAGUCCGACAUUUUCAAGCUAUUUCUUGAUGGAGAUACCUUGGAAGAGUGUUACAAGGCAGUGGCUACCGUUGCAAAUAACUGGCUAGAUGUAUUGGACACCAAAGGUGGAAUGUUGGAAGAUGAGGACUUGAUCGAACUUAUUUGUGAAAACAAAAUGAUGAGCAAGGCUCUCACAGAGUAUGAAGGUCAGAAAUCUACAUCCAUCACUACAGCUAAACGCUUAGGAGAAUUUUUGGGAGAGGAAAUGGUGAAAGACGCAGGUUUGGCAUGUAAAUAUAUCAUCAGUUCUAAACCUGCUGACAGCCCCGUCACCGAACGAGCCAUUCCUGUUGCGGUGUUUUCUUCGGAGAAAAAGGAGUACUUUUUGAAGAAGUGGCUCAAAGACUCCUCAUUAACAGAAUUUGAUCCUCGUUCCAUAUUAGAUUGGGGUUAUUAUUACGAGCGUUUGGCGUCGGUUGUUCAAAAAAUCAUCACUAUUCCCGCUGCCUACCAAAGUGUGCAGAACCCGGUUCCCAGAGUUCCUCAUCCUGACUGGUUGAGAAAACGUAUCCUUGCUCAAGACGAUAAACGAAAGCAGUCAUCGAUUUCUGCGUUUUUUGGUGUUCUGUCAAAGAAAGAACACCAAGGAAAAGCAUUUAAAGAUAUUGAGGAUUUUGGCAACCGAGCCGAUGAUGACGUUCCUGGAUCUUUGGUUGGGAAAGUGACAGUCAAGAAAAGAAAACUCCGAGAAGCGCAGAAGGCUAAAAUUGAGGAAGAAGAAAAACAUGCAUCGCUUCUUCGGGGCACUUGCCCUUCCAUGACUGAAGAUUACGUGGGAUUCUUGGAGUAUCAAAAAGCUAAGUGGAACCUUCAAUCUCGCAAUAGAGAUCGCAGAAAGAAGUUAUUCGGAGAGACCUCGGAGUCGUCCCAUAGGUCCUCCGUUGGUAACAUGAUCCGCAAACAAGCUGAAAAUAUUGCAGGGACCAAUUGGGAAAUUCUUGAGUAUAAAAUAGAUCCCACUAAAGUUGGUGUGGUUAAGGUACACUUGCUUUCUGCUGGAAAGGUCUACUCGUUUUCCUUUAAUAUUCCGAAGCAAGUAUAUGCUACAUUUAAGUCGCAGCUUUCGAGCAAAAAAACAAUAGCGAAUUGUGAAAUCGAAAAAUCUAGGGCAGUCCUUCCAAAUGGCCACGAUGCAUCAAACCUCUACAAGUUCACCAUGCCUGAAACCACCUAUAAUGAGGAAAUAAGCAGGGUUGAUAGCUUGUUUCAUGAUUCAAGAAUUGUGGGAUUAUACGAAACCGAAAUAAGUUCCAUUGAUAGAGCUAUCAUCGGCCUAGGAAACACUGUGCGCUUUGAUGAUACCAGAGUGGGUGCUUUGGGGAAGUGUUUGAAAACAGGCUUCACCACCAAGGAUUUGAUCCAGAUCAAUCAAGCACAAUACUUAAAGAGGUUUAAUAUGGAAAUCUUUUAUUUGCUCCAUCUUGUGACAAACAGCUAUGAGUUUUUCUCCCUAUUUUGCACUUGGACAAACACUGUGUUUCUUUACGUCUUAAAGCCAUCCACUGGUGCUCAAGAGCUACCAUCAAAUCUCGAGAAGAUUUACAAAGAUGUAUACGAGGCAAAAAAAGAUUCGUUCACCAGCUAUUACAACAUCGUGGACUACCCCAUUGAUGUCAAGUUUGAGACACUUUACUUCAACAACCCCUCUUCUUUAUACAAAAAACUCAAUUCCACCUUGAGGAAAAUUCACGAAGGAAGGAGUAGUAAAGCAUUAUUUGCUAUUCAGUCACCAUAUUGCCACAAGGUUUUGAAUCUUCUCGAAAGUGCUACUGACUUCCCUACAAUUAGAAUGAGCGUGAGAGAAGUGCCUAUGCCGGCAAUUGGUUGGCAAUCUCUCAUAUCUCAGAGAAUUAUGAAACAUUAUUUCAAUUUAGCUUCUGGGAUCAAAAACUUGAUAGACCUUUCUAACUACUCGAAUAUUCCGCUCUGCAACUUGCAAGCCGAGAAUCUAGACUAUUUGAUCGACGUCCAAUAUGCCAGGCGCUUGACAGAAAAUAAUGUUGUUUUGUGGUGGUCAAAUAAUCUAUACCCUGACCAUGGAGGAUAUGAGGCAGACCAAGUGGAUGAUCUGGAAGGUCUCGAAUCCAUCACUAUUAAUAAGCCAGAGAUAUACGAAACAGCGUGUUUGGAAAUCGAGAUCGGCACGUUGACCAUCAAUACCAUUUUGACAAGUUCGCUUAUCAAUGAAAUGGAAGGGACAGACUUGGCCGAUGAUCCUUUGGACGGAGACGAUAAUCAUGGGGCUUCAACCUUGGCAGUCGAUACUUUUUCACCAACUGCUUUGGCACUUUUGAGGUCGAUGGUUAAGCAGUGGUGGGAUGAUGCUUUGAACCACAACAUCCACGCAGACUCCAUGACGAGUCAACUAGUGUUAUGGAUUCAAAAAAGAAGCUCGAAGCUAUACGACUACACGCUUCACAGACAUAUCCACAAGCUAACAUACAAGGCCUUGAGACAGUUGGUUGGUGAGUUCAGAAGAAUGAAUGCCCAAGUCGUGUUUGCUACGAGUCAGAAAUUGAUCGUCCAGACUUCGAAGAUCUCAGUUGAAAACUCGUAUGCUUUUGGCAACUACGCGGUAAAUGCAGUUCGCUCCAAGCCAUUAUUCAACUUCUUGGACUUGCGCAUUGUGCGCUAUUGGGAUCUUUUGGUUUGGAUGGAUCAAUUCAACUAUGCCGGUCGGUGCUGUACAGAAAUCACAAACGAAGAAGUUCAAGACUUGAUUCCAUUCAGCAAGUGGCACAUAAAGAAGUUUCUCCCGGUCAUGUUUCAAAGUGAGUUUGAAGACUGGGUAGUCAUCUUUUUGAAUGCUUUGGCGAGCUACAAAGGUGAGGUGUUGCUUGGAGGCACGCAACUGGGAACACAAAGAAUCACGCAGUUGGCGCAUAUCUUGAACGGGCAGAAAAAGCAAGACACGCUCAAUGAAACUGACGAGGAUGACUUUGUGAGUGAGGUGAUGGUGAACUUCCGCAAGCCACUCCAGCAGAGAAUCAAGCUACUUAAUCGUCGCCAGAACGAGUCAAUCCUCAAUCCCGAGAUGAAGCAAGAGUACGAGUUUCCAAAACUUGCGGGUUCUCACCUCAACAUGAAGGCUCCUGUUUUGGAACUUGUCAAAUUCUUGUGUGGCGUAUUUGCAUUGUCCAGUAAGAGAAGUAUUGAGGUGCGGAUGUUGCGGCGAGACCUUCUCCAGGAACUAGACGUCAGGGAGUUCAGUGCCGAAUCCUUGUUCAUCAAUCCCAGUGCUUCUUUGACCAUCACAUCUGUUAUUUGUGACUACUGUGAAUAUAUUCGUGAUGUGGACUUCUGCCGAGAUGAAGACAGUGAUGUUUGGGCUUGUACGAAUUGCCGCAAAUCGUACAACAAGGCGGCUAUGGAGGAGGAGCUCAUUGCACAGUGCAUGAGAUUGGUGGCCAAGUACUUGAGUCAGGAUUACCAGUGCUCCCGGUGCCAUACAAUCAAAAGCGACAACAUGAGCGAGUUUUGCAAAUGCUCGGGCAGCUGGACGGAGACCGUAAAGUACGAGUAUGUGGAGCAACGGCUCCUGGUGUUCCGCAAUGUGGCCAGCAUCUACGGGUUGAAAAUGUUGCUGGUGCAGCUUGAAGAUUAUUUCUAG